Molecule: messenger RNA, 729 nt
Organism: Lodderomyces theae
Lineage: Eukaryota; Fungi; Ascomycota; Pichiomycetes; Serinales; Debaryomycetaceae
Gene: TRP1
Product: phosphoribosylanthranilate isomerase
Exons: 1
Coding region: 1-729 (242 amino acids)
Biological process (GO): L-tryptophan biosynthetic process
Molecular function (GO): phosphoribosylanthranilate isomerase activity
Source: RefSeq, a predicted model, not a curated record
AUGAAACUAGUCAAGAUAUGUGGCGUGAAAACCAUAGAAGCGGCAGAAACAGCCAUGCUCAGCGGAGCAGACCUCAUAGGAUGCAUCCUCGUCCCCAACAAAUCGCGCACCUGCGAUAUUGAAACCGCUAAACAAAUAGCCCAGUACAUAAAACAAGGUCGCCCUCAAUCCAUAUCGCAGAUCAUGACCCGUUUACAACUGAAACGAGACACAUUCACAUCACCAGUUGACUACUUUGAGUACGUUCAAAAACUCAUACUUGACAACGGACCAUUCUUGGUUGGAGUGUUCCAGAACCAAUCACGAGAUGAAGUUUUGAGUAUAGCCAGACGCAUCGGUUUAGAUUUCAUACAAUUACACGGAUCAGAACCCAAACUCGACUUCGUGAAUGAUGAAUUCGGACUUGUGUUUCGAUACGUUGUGCCUCGCGAUACUGAACUUAUGCGUGAGCAUGGUUUGCACAUGAUGCGAAAUGGCGUGUUGGGGUUGCCUUUGCUCGAUUCGGAACAAGGUGGCGAGGGGAAAGUUAUUGAUUGGGAUUAUGUAAGUGGGAGUUUGCCGUUUACGAGGGCGAUAUUGGCCGGCGGGUUGACACCAGAUAAUAUUCGUGAGACUAUGGAUGUCAAGAAUGUUAUUGGAUUUGAUGUGAGUGGCGGGGUUGAAACUGAUGGUAAAAAGGAUUUGACCAAAAUUGCAAAAUUCGUCAAUGGUGGAAAGAGUAUAUACUAA